AUGUUUAAUGCCUUUGCAGCCCACUCCACUGUCAAGGAGCGCUGUAUUGGCGAUUACCUCCUCCUGCACACCAUCGGCAAGGGAUGCUAUGCCGAGGUGCGGGUGGCCCAGCAUUUGCUGACCGGGGCACAGGUGGUUGUAAAAGCCAUUAAAAGGGAGGGCAUCUCUAGAUUUUUUCAAGAAGUCCAUUGUUUUAAGAGCUUAAAUCACCCAAAUAUCACACAAUUAUUUGAGGUGAUUGCCACCCAGGACAAGUUUUUUCUUAUUAUGGAGCAUGUGAGUGGAGGGGACUUACUUGAACACUUGGAGAAGUAUGGCCACAUGAACGAGGGAGAAGCCCGCGCCGUGUUCCGCCAGGUAGUAUCUGCGGUCCAGUACUGCCACCAGAGGGGCAUCAUCCACAGGGACCUGAAACCAGACAACAUUCUCAUAGAUGGUGAUAUGACCGUUAAAUUAGCAGACUUCGGUUUUAGUAGGGAAGUGAGCGACAAUAAACAGAACACCUUCUGUGGCACCAUCUGCUAUUCGGCCCCAGAGAUCUUGCAGCGUCAUACCUAUGAUGGCCGCAAAACUGAUGUAUGGAGCCUGGGGGUAGUCUUGUACAGGAUGCUGACAGGGGUGGCACCGUUUGAGGGGGACAACUUUGUGAACGUGAAGAGGCAGAUAGUAAGUGGACAUUUCUAUGUACCACACUUUAUGUCAAGGGAGGUUCAAAAACUUUUAAGAAAAUUACUCACUGUCAACCCUAGCCAAAGGCCGACCCUGGAAGAUGUAAUGAAGGACCCCUGGCUCAACAAGGGUGAGGAGGAGCAGCUGAGGCCAUACAGCGAGCCGCCCUGGGGUGAGUUGCACCCACAGGUAAUAGAAAUCAUGCAGAGCCUCGGCUUUAAGCAGGAUGACAUCCAGGAGUCAGUAACACAAAGAAAAUUUGACAGAGCAAUGGGCACAUACCUGAUCCUUAUAAUGAUGAAAACCAAGAUGCCAGGCCGCAAAAUCAGGGCAUUCUCUGCACGGGAUCCACAUCAGGAGGGUAUCCAGCAGCGCCGUGGUCUUCAGAAGCAUCUUAUCCAAAUGCCUGCGGAGCUUGUAGGACUGCUUGCAGCUCCCAGAGGUCAAGAGGAGAGACUUCCCUCACUGUGGGUCCAUCCCUCAGCCCCCACCUGAAUGAGA
Myotis myotis is the source of this 1170-nucleotide messenger RNA. Its product is annotated as serine/threonine-protein kinase MARK1-like. Gene Ontology annotation, biological process: intracellular signal transduction; protein phosphorylation; microtubule cytoskeleton organization. Bases 1 to 1164 code for a protein of 387 amino acids. Gene Ontology annotation, cellular component: cytoplasm. Gene Ontology annotation, molecular function: ATP binding; protein serine/threonine kinase activity; tau-protein kinase activity. NCBI's taxonomy places the organism in Eukaryota, Metazoa, Chordata, Mammalia, Chiroptera, Vespertilionidae. The record is from RefSeq and is a predicted model, not a curated record. The transcript is spliced from 2 exons.